CAUGUAGUUUACGGUAUUUUUGGAAUGUUUUUCUAAGGUCACUCUGAGCACGUCGUAUUUGUUGGGCCCGUAGUUUUUCACCGAAAAGGGUUUUGAGCUUCAGCUACCUGAAAGAGCCUUAAAAGAGAAGCCAGAAAUGGGAGCCCGACAGUCUCAAUCCCGCGAACCUCGAUCCGUUUCGAUGGAAAAUCCAACUCCGGCCGGUGUCAUUGAUAUAUCCGACGAUGUGGUCAAGCGUCUAAAGGCAGGCAUCUCCCAGCAGGCUCGGGAACAUGCAGCUGCCACGGAGGAUACAAAGCCAGCAGCUAAGGCGGCGGCACCAAAGGCACCCGCUAAGUCUGUCACAUCCUCGCCAGCAGCUCCUGCACCCGCUUCCAAGGCUGUUUACCCUGCUGCUACGCCCAUUUACGUCCAAGGAGGCGGACACACCAUCAGUGCGGCGGAUGUUCAGCGCCAGAUGAACCAGGAGCUGAUCAAGAACGACGAGCUGUGGAAGGAGCGCAUGGUGAAGCUGGAGGAAAACCUUAAAAAGACCAAUACCAUUCUGGAAAAGGAAUACGCCAACGCAGUGGAGAAUGUACACAAGCGAUUCGUAAGCACUGCAGCGGCGCACAAGGUGCCUCCCUGCCAGGAUCUGAAGUCGCAACUGCUGGCCUGCUAUCGGGCUCAUCCCGGCGAGACUUUGAAAUGCAUUGAGGAAGUGACUCAAUUCCGGCAGUGUGUGGAUGCGCAUCGUGUGAAGAAGUUGGAUGAACCAGAGGCUGCUCCGGCUGCUGCGACACCUGCUGGAAAGACCGCUGUACCUGCCGCCAAGGCGGGCUAAUAGCUUUUGCAUUCAGACGACUAUAUUAUCCUUGUCCUAAGUUGUUUGAUUUGUUCUUGGAGGCCUUGUACAGGUUAUGUAUAAAAACGAUAAAAAAAAACAAGCGCGAAAGAGUCAUUGCGAGCAAUAGUAAACUAAUUUAAAUGAAUCAA
Molecule: messenger RNA, 975 nt
Organism: Drosophila bipectinata
Lineage: Eukaryota; Metazoa; Arthropoda; Insecta; Diptera; Drosophilidae
Gene: Chchd3
Product: Coiled-coil-helix-coiled-coil-helix domain containing 3
Biological process (GO): inner mitochondrial membrane organization
Cellular component (GO): MICOS complex
Source: RefSeq, a predicted model, not a curated record